Molecule: messenger RNA, 2200 nt
Organism: Acanthopagrus latus (yellowfin seabream)
Lineage: Eukaryota; Metazoa; Chordata; Actinopteri; Spariformes; Sparidae
Gene: adka
Product: adenosine kinase a
Exons: 11
Coding region: 132-1247 (371 amino acids)
Biological process (GO): purine ribonucleoside salvage
Cellular component (GO): cytosol; nucleus
Molecular function (GO): adenosine kinase activity
Source: RefSeq, a predicted model, not a curated record
ACACUGCAUGCGGGAGGCACUGCCCGCCUGCGAGGCACUUCUCAGGGGAGCAAGCAUCCUCAUUUACCCUUAGCCGCGCGACCGCGUUUUCUUACCGGUUAAGGUGGUUGCUGCAACGUGUGUAGUCAGCCAUGGCUUCAGAAGAACCAAAAGCAAAGAAACAGAAACUUUCAGAGGAGGAGAAGAAAGAGUCUCCGACCAAAAAGACUCCUGCCAAACUGAGCCCUAAUUCACUCUUUGGGAUGGGAAACCCGCUACUGGACAUCUCAGCUGUAGUGGACAAAGACUUCUUGGACAAGUACACCCUGAAACCCAACGACCAGAUCCUGGCUGAGGACAAACACAAAGCACUAUUUGAGGAGAUAGUGAAGAAGUUCAAAGUUGAGUACCAUGCUGGAGGAGCCACACAGAACUCCAUAAAGCUUGCUCAGUGGAUGAUCCAAGAACCCCACAAUGUGGGCACGUUCUUUGGCUGCAUUGGCAAAGACAAGUUUGGGGAGAUCCUGAAGCAGAAGGCUGAGGAGGCCCACAUCGAUGCCCACUACUACGAGCAAGACGAAGAGCCUACAGGCACAUGUGCUGCUUGCAUCACCGGAGAUAACAGGUCGCUGGUUGCUAAUUUAGCUGCGGCUAACUGUUAUAAGAAGGAUAAGCAUCUAGACCUGGAAGAAAACUGGGAACUGGUGGAAAAAGCUAAAGUCUACUACAUUGCUGGUUUCUUCCUGACUGUCUCCUUGGAGUCCAUCCUGAAAGUGGCGAAGCAUGCAUCUGAAAAUAACAAGCUGUUUUGCCUGAACCUCUCUGCACCCUUCAUCUGCCAGUUCUUCAAGGAUAACCUUAUGCAGGUUAUGCCCUACGUCGACAUACUGUUCGGCAAUGAGACAGAGGCUGCUGCUUUUGCUAAAGAGCAGGACUUUGAUACCACAGACAUUAAGGAAAUUGCCAAGAAAGCCCAGGCUUUACCAAAAGUCAACACUAAGAGACCGAGGAUUGUAGUUCUGACCCAGGGGAAAGAUGAAACUACUAUGGCCCUGCAUGACAAGGUUGAGACAUUCCCCGUACUGAAGACCGACCCCAAGGACAUUGUUGACACGAACGGUGCAGGUGACGCCUUUGUAGGAGGUUUCCUGUCUGGACUGGUCCAGGAGAAACCACUGAAUCAGUGCGUGAAGGCAGCCCACUAUGCAGCCAACGUCAUCAUCAGACGAGCAGGUUGCACCUUCCCAGAAAAACCCGACUUCAAGUGAGGAUUCUCGGACAGCUUUUCCCUCAUCCUGCAACCUCAUACACGAUUUUCUACAAAUAACACCAUUUUUGAAUUUCUUUUUUAAAUGAGCCAUCCGUCCAUUUCAAUCACUUACACUUACCAGUAUUUAGUUGGGUGCCUCCUGAUGUGUGCCUGUCUCAGUUCUCUCCACUUGGGGCCACUAGAGGACCAUGCAGCCAAGAGCCAUGGGAAGAUUUGCCUCUCCAUCAAUGUCCAAAAACGAAUCAUGAUAACACAGUGGGAUGUGAUCAUUUGGAGUUAACUUAAGGAUCUAAAUGGAAUAUAUUUCAUGGGAAACUUUCUAAAUGAUGGCUUAUAGGACUCUGCUGUGAACGCUUGUGUCGAUAUGUUGUGGGUUUCAUCUCUUUGGAGACAGAAUAAAACACAAAAGGUUGAUUCCACAAUGGAAGACUCAUUAUACACAAAUAGGAUUAAAUUAAACAUGACUGUCAAGGGAAGUUACUACAUUGAAAUGUGCAGCAUGGAUUUGUUUUGUUUUUUAAAGAUUAAUUAUUCCUUUCCUGAUUUUGACAGGCCAGUUAUGAAAAACUAAAUGUUUUUCUUUUAAGCGCACAGUUUUUUAAAUGUGUCAAAGUCAGCGGCACUGUGUCCUGUGUUAAAUGUUCAAUGUCAACUCUAGAAAAAGAACCAUCAACAUCACUCUUGUGGAAGUUUGAGUUGGCCUCCCUUUCUUUUUAGGAGGUAAGUUUUUCCUAUAACCAGUGCCUUUUUUUUCCUUUUCUGUAAUUGUUGCAAAGCUGCAAUUUAUAUGUGCAGAGAAAAUUGCAAGCCAUUGUUGGGACUAGUGGCUUGUGUGGAUGAAAAUAGACACACUGCACCUCUCAAAUGUAUGUAAGGUAGCUGAUGUUGUUGAAAAGAUUUCAUUAUCAUUGAGUGUUCUCUGUCUGACAAAUACAGGAGCAUUUGAUCUGA